This is a messenger RNA of Fusarium musae, 5154 nucleotides long. RefSeq lists its product as uncharacterized. The coding region runs from base 1 to 5154 and encodes 1717 amino acids. Gene Ontology annotation, molecular function: guanyl-nucleotide exchange factor activity. The record is from RefSeq and is a predicted model, not a curated record. Lineage: Eukaryota; Fungi; Ascomycota; Sordariomycetes; Hypocreales; Nectriaceae. The transcript has 3 exons.
AUGUCUUUUCGCGGCGACGACCAGCGAAGAUAUGGCCAUGUGCCACCUGUGCAGUAUCCGGUCGCCGGCCGCGGCCAAGAGUACCAGCAACAGCAGCAGCAGCAACAGCAGCAACAACAACAACAACAACAGCCGCACUCAUCCUACGACGAUAUUGGACGCCGAGCUAGCUUCAACGGUGGAGACGACGCUGCUUAUAUUCAACCACCCGCCAACCGAUCUCCUGCCUUUGGUGGCUCAGGAGAGGAUGAGCUCUUCAUGAAUAACAAUGCGGCGGCCCGGCCAGGCUACGGUUCCACGAACAACGCGCUGUCGGGCUACCAGCACCAGUACCAAGAUGUACCCCCCACGCCGACAUACUCAUACAAUCCUCAAAGUUUUGCGCAAACUUCAGGCUUCUCGCGGUCGACAUCCACCAAUGCUCUACCAUUCCGCAACCAGCCCCAGCCUCAGCCCCCCUCGCGCUAUGCUUCGAAUGCCAGCUCCUACACACCGCAGGCUUACGACCCUUCUGCUUAUGCAAGCACCAAUGUCCCACAACGACAAGCUUCUUACCAAGGAUACAAUACAUAUGGCCAGUCAUAUGGGGCGCAAACAUCCCCUGGCUUCAAUCACUCUACAGGAAGUUAUCCCCAAUCGGUGGCUUCUCCUGCUUUAUCGUCCGGGUUUGAGCAGCCGUUACGGAGCCCCUCACUCAAUGCAUCGCCAGGCGUAGCACAGACCUCGGCAUAUGACCAGUCUUAUAGCCAAUACCCAGGCCAAUUGUCUAAUGGGGGAGGAUCUUUUUCAAGCGCUUCGCAGCCUCCAUAUCCUACCGCGACGCAAAUGCCAGUCGGGCCAUAUUACUCCCCGAAUGAGCAUAAUUCACUAUAUAAUAGAGGGUCUCGUUCAAACUCACAAGCCUCGCCUAUGGGAUCACCUGCGAACCCUGGAUCAACAUCACCCGGACUGCAACGGCACCCGACGAAUGCACCCUUGCCAAGUCGUCCUGUCGACGAUGAGCUCACCUGGAGUGCCGGACAUGAACGCAUUACGAGUGACAACCUUAUGCAAGAGUUGGAGCUAGAAUUGGGCGGUUCUGGACAAGGCUACCGUCCGCUUCCUGAGCCUGAGAAUGGUCAUUAUGAUGACGAUCUUCAUGGCCAGCGAUUGCAACGUUUUGACUCAGGUGCCACUACGAUUCCUAACAAUGCUAGCCGAACGACAUCCACGCGAACUGGUCAGACAGCUUAUGAGCCUGAGGAAGAUGAUGACGCAUAUGGUGAGGCUGGUCUGAUGGCCAUGCGGCAAGCUGAGCUUGACGAACAGCGCUUCAGUACCGGCUUCGGAUAUACGGACAUGCCUGCUAUGCCAGAACCCUCUCCAGAGCCGGCUCCUAUCAACUCUUUGCCACCGAAGGCGUUACAUACUCACCCUGAAGAGCAAGGCCACAGCAGCGACAGUGAUUUUGCUGGUGUAGACUUAGGAAUGCUAGGGGGUGGAUUUGGUGGCACUUUGACAUACGGCGGGGAUGUUGGAUCUCCACCCGCCUCAUCCGGCCAAGAUACUGGUCGACCCCUGCCCACGCCAGGCUAUUUCACCCGUGCAUAUGAUCAAGGGGAAAGCGUGCCUGCGUUCAAGACGGCAGAAAUAGACUACGGCGGUACAGGAGGCUUGCAGCCCCCAACACAACAUCGGCUGAGCUUCGAUGAGGAGGACGAACGAGUAUCACUGCGGUCUCGACAGAGCGGAACGGAGUCUCCUAGUAAGGAUGAACUGCAAGAUCUGUUCUACCACCCGGGACUAUCAAACCGACCCCUCCCAGCUAUCCCGGGGCCAGGAUCCGAUAGCAGCUCGAUGCUCUCGGUUCAGACCAACAACCGACAGCAAUACCAACACGCAUACUCACGUAGUACCGAUUCGCGAUUUGGUGCGCCGGAUAACCCUGAAGCUUACUAUACGGGCAAUCAAGCUUACAACCUGCAACCCGAACGAUCCAUCUCUUUGGCUGGUCAUAGCCAUACUCCUCAGGUGCAAACACCUGCUCGAUCCAGGACUGAUGCUGCCGAAGAAAGGAGGAAGCUCGCCAGGCACGGCCAUCAGCAAGUGCCAUCGAACCAAUCUUUCCCGGAAUACGAGACUCCUGCUGGCUCGAUAGCGGCCUUUGAUGGAAUCACACUACCAAGCGGCCGAAAGAAGAAGUUCAUCCCUUCCAAGCUUUAUGCCUCUGAUUUCCGCAGAUGCACUGAGCCAUGGGCGCUCAGCGGUCUUGAAAAUUGGAUUCGUGAGAUGGGAGAAGGUGAGAUGGAUCUAAGGACCAAGACGAUCGAGGAGGCUUUGAUCAACCUCUUCACUGGCAAGAUUCCCAUGAUGAAUGUGGCGGAUGCCGAAGUUCUUAGCACACAUGUAGUAUCACUGAUGCUGGAACGAGGUGUGCUUGUGCCUGAUGAAGAAUGGGUCAAAUUUGGAAACGGCCGCAUCUCUGGAGUUUUGUGGCAACUGACCGGCUCUGGUUGCUAUGCUCCCAAGGUCCACGACGAAGAGAUUGGUGGUCGGUGCUACUCUCAUCACUGCACGCGUACCAUCAAGAAGGUUGACUUGGAGGAGCUCGCCCAGGACUCUCAACCUGCAGACGAGUGGCACGUCUUUUAUGGUCUUACAAAGGCCGACUGGGAAUCAAAGCCCAAGAAGGAGGUCGAGCGUCAGAACAUUUUACACGAAAUUGUUACUGGCGAGGAAAACUAUAUCAAGCAAUUGGAUAUCUUCCGCAGGUAUUACAGGGAUCAGCUUCGGGCCAUGCAACCCCCUGUCCUGAAGCCCGAGAAGCGAGACAAGUUUUUACAUACGGUGUUUGGAAAGCUUGACCAGGUCCAGGCAAUCAACAAGGACCAUCUUUUGUCGCAGCUCAAGUAUCGGCAACAAGAGCAGGGUCCUUGGAUCAUCGGCUUCAGCGAUCUGUUCCGAGAAUGGAUUCGCAAGGCCAAAUCAGUCUAUAUCGAGUAUGCUUCGGCUUACCCCAACGCAGUCUAUCAGGUUCGAAGGGAGGCCGAUCGCAAUAUUCUCUUCAAACGAUUCUUGGACGACAUGCAGAAGCAAAAGGUGUCUUCGAAGCAAGAUUGGACACAUUACUUGAUCGCGCCUAUUCAGCGCCUUCAGCGUUACUCCCUUCUACUCGACAGCGUCGAGAAAAAGAUGCCAACCGACAGCGAGGAAAAGACGAACUUAGCCAAGGCCAUCGCGGAAAUCCGGCAAGUCACUCUCGAGUCCGAUCUCAAGGUCGAAGAACAAAACAAGAGAGUCGAAAUGAUGGAACUGAACAGAAUGCUCGUGCUGCGGCCAGGUUUCCAUUCUGUUUUGAAUCUCGACCACCUUGGCCGUGAGUUGAUCUUCCAAGGUGACCUACAAAGAAUGGGAUCCAAGGGAGUUAGAUGGGUUGACACACAUGCUUUGCUAUUCGACCAUUACAUGAUCCUGGCCAAGACGGUGACUCCCAAGGAGGGCAAGGACAAGAAGUAUGAUGUUUCCAAGGAGGCGCAGCCCAUCCCCAUGCCUCUCCUGUUUCCUGAGAGCAUCAACGACGAACCGGUUCAGAAGCAAAAGGGCAUCACUGCUCCAUUGGGAAGAACUACGGCGGCGGCCGCCUCCAGCACUCAACUUAACAAGGUCAGCAGUAACACUAGUAGACCUGGUCUGGAGCACGCAGCGACAAACUCGUCUAUGGCCUCUGGUACACCGACCGGCUCGAACGACACUGAAGGAAAGAUCCUGUAUCCGUUCAAGGUCAAGCAUCUGGGUCACGAGGUUUAUACUCUGUAUGCAUCGUCAGCCAAGGAUCGUGCCGACUGGUGCAACAUGAUUAUCGAAACCAAGACAAGGCAUGCCAAGGCACUCUUCUCUCAAAAUGCUGAGCCAUUCAGGCUGCGGGUUCUCGCGGAUGCAGCUUUCCACUACGACACCGCCUCCAUGUACGCAAGGUUCUCCAGUGUUGCAGUCAAGGGCACUCCUCUUGACCGGGCAAUUCACGAGUUGGAGAGCGUGCUAGGACCAGCCCAGGGCGUCGCCCCUGUAUGCCGUGCUCAAGUUAACUGCGCUACCAGCUUCACUGCCUUUGGCAAGUCUGUUAUCGCGAUCGGAACUGAUUACGGAGUUUAUAUCUCGGAGCCAUCAAAUCCUCGUGGAUGGCAGAGGACGGUCCCAGCAACUCGUGUCACUCAAAUUGCUGUCCUUGAAGAAUUUUCUGUCUGCGUGCUUAUUGCCGACAAGAACCUCAUUUCAUAUCCUCUAGAUGUGGUCGCCCCAGUGUCUGACUUCUCGGCCCCUGUAAAUGAUAGCCCUCGACGGGCACCACAGAGACUUGCCAAGGAUGUCACCUACUUUGCGACAGCUAAGAUGAAGGACAGAAUGCUCCUGUUCUACAAAAGAAAAGAAGGCCUGCAUACAUCAUUCAAGGUUCUCGAGCCUAUCUUCCAGAAGUCUACCGAGAAGAAGUCUCGGCUCUUUGGCGGACGAAAGACCGGUGGCGGUGGAUGCGCGGAGACAUUCCGCGACUUUGACGAAUUCUUCUUCCCAACUGAGUGCUAUUCCCUUAGUCUGUUCCAAACAUAUAUUGCAGUUGCGACAGCGAAGGGAGUCGAGAUGCUCACCCUGGAUAAGAAGCAGCCUAUGUCUAUUCCCGACCUUAAGGCGCCUGCAAUUGCCAACAUUGCCAGCCGCAUCCGAGAUCAGAAGCCGCUCGGCAUGUUCAGGCUGAACGAGAACGAAUUCAUCGUGACAUAUGAGGACUGCGCUGUAUACGUGGACAAACACGGCGAUGUCAGCCGCACGCUGAUCAUGGAGUACACGGGCAAACAGAAGAAGGCCCGUGGUGCGACCAUGUAUGGACAGUAUCUGCUCCUCUUUAACGAGGACUAUGUUGAGGUGCGCAACGCGGAGAACGGACGAUUGCGCCAAAUCAUCGCCGGUCGAGACGUGCGCGUGCUCGAUCUCGGCGUCCGUGGGCCGACUGGCCGAAGCACGUUGAAUCCGCAGUCACACAGUAACGGAUAUAUGCAGUCGACAAGCGCGGGUAGCGAAGGGUCAAAGGGCACCGUCAAGAUUGCCAUGGCCCAUCCGGAGCUCCCAGGUCGGCAGAUCGUUUUGGAGAUGCUUUUGAACGACGGACACACGGAGAAAUGA